AUGGCCGACGCUUCAGAAAAAUUGAGCACCACGUUGCCCGCGUCCCGGUUCUACAGCAGCGUCGACCUCGCGGGGAAAACCGUUUUGGUCACGGGCGCGACUGCAGGCAUCGGGGAGGCGAUUGCCUGCCGCUUUGCCGAGCUCGAUGUGCGGCUCGUGCUCGUGGGCCGCCGCGCCGAGCGGCUGGAGAGUCUGAAGGCGCGACUGUUGCCUUUCUACAAGCAGACUGUGAUUGCCGAGGAAGCGGACCGAGUAAUCUGCUACCCCCUUGACGUGACCGACAAGUCGGGUGUGGAAAAGUUAGCGGAAACCAUCGGGUUUGUGGACGUUUUGGUGAACAACGCUGGCCUCGCGCUCGGGACCGCGACCGCAGAUGAAACGCCUUACGAAGACACCGCGCAGAUGUUCGCGACCAACGUGCUCGCGUGCGCACACUUGACCCAGGUUUUCGGCUCCAAAAUGAGGAAGCAGCAGACGGGGCACCUGGUCUUCAUCUCCUCCGUCGCGGCAAAGGACUACUACGAGGGAGGCGCAGUGUAAAAAUUUGAAUGACACAGGAAAAGGGAUUGUGAUUUUAGUAUAUUUAAGUAGGUCAAUGCCUGCUCCUCCAGAAAGCACAAAAGACAGGCUAGCUCCUAGAUACCAAUCAUAACGCUCCAUCUCCAAGCUCCAAAUCGUUUUGUUUCCUGAGAAACAGGGCUGGACGACACGAACACGAUAGUGCCGGUAAAGAAAAAUUUACAGCUGCUCUCCACUUUCUUAUCGGUACUAUCACAGGUAUUGUGCCACCAAGGCUGCGAUCCGGCAGUACGCCGAUGCGUUGCGCUGCGACGUGGUGGGCACACCGCUGCGCGUGACCACUAUCUCGCCUGGGUUGUGCGAGACGGAAUUCUCUCAGGUGCGGUUCAAGGGGGACACUGGUAAGGCGGGGACGGUUUACGCGAACAUUUUACCAUUGCUCCCCGCGGACAUCGCGGAUAACGUGGUGUAUGCGUGCACACGACCCAGCCACGUCCAGAUCUCGGAUCUGACAGCUUACUGUACCAACCAGGGACACGCGAAAUAUGUCGUCUCCCGGUGUGGUGACAGCUUGGGGGCGAAGUAGUGUUGAAACUAUGAAAGAAUCGACGCUGCUGAGAAGGGCCAGCCUCGGGGUCGGGUCGCCUUUGCUACGCGAAACGACCACCGCCGGUAUCGGUGUUGACGGAUUUUGAAGGCUGGAGUUGCCAAUGCGCAAUCUAUUUUUCUCACUUUGUCUCCACUGCUUCGGCAGACAUUUUCCACAUUUUCCUUUCCAAGAAAUCUGUGCGGGCCAGCACAUAGAGAUCGAUGCGGAAAACCAUUUUUAGUCUCGGCUGUCUUGUUUAGCUGCCGUAUGUAAGUGCCAAUAGAUUGUACUGUCCAUAAAUUGAACUACGGGCGCGAGGCUUGUGAGACCGACGACGCGUAGCGCGAGCAUGACAAGUGGC
Molecule: messenger RNA, 1469 nt
Organism: Amoebophrya sp. A120
Lineage: Eukaryota; Dinophyceae; Syndiniales; Amoebophryaceae
Source: the annotation of a GenBank genome assembly